Cryptomeria japonica (Japanese cedar) is the source of this 2246-nucleotide messenger RNA. RefSeq names its product serine carboxypeptidase 1. The record is from RefSeq and is a predicted model, not a curated record. The transcript is spliced from 15 exons. Gene Ontology annotation, molecular function: acyltransferase activity, transferring groups other than amino-acyl groups; serine-type carboxypeptidase activity. Gene Ontology annotation, biological process: proteolysis; secondary metabolic process. NCBI's taxonomy places the organism in Eukaryota, Viridiplantae, Streptophyta, Pinopsida, Cupressales, Cupressaceae. Bases 454 to 1938 code for a protein of 494 amino acids.
UACUCUAUGCAAUCAAUCUUCCUGUACAUGUACUCCAAUUUUAUGUGUAAACGAAUAUUAGCAGUGUUAUUUGAAAAUUGCUUCCACGCCUACAAAAUUCCCCUGUACCUUUUUACUGGACUUGCACUUGACCCCUGUACUACAUCAUAAUCUGCUCCAAAGAAAUUGUACUUAACAAAGUAAUUCAGGACCUUCGCAUGUGCAUCUGGGCUGCCAGAACCCUCAGCAGAGCUUCUUUUAACAGCCUUCCAUUUUCUACAUAGUGAUGUCAUCCACAAUAUAUUUGAAGCGUAUAGCAAGAAGAGAAAAUGGAUAGAAUACCUUUGUUUCAGAUACAUGUUUCAAAAAUGAGAGCCUGUGGAAAUAAUCUCAAAAAUUCAAUAAUUACAUUCUUACGGUGGGCUGAAAGGCUAAAUCUGAAUAUUUUGGGUUACCCUUGAAAGCAAUUGAGCAAUGACUUCUGGGAAGGUUAUCUGGACAUGGCAAUUUCUUGCAUUGCUAGGGUUUCACUACUAUGCAGCUGCAGCACCGGAAAAAGCAUUAAUAACAUCCGUGCCUGGUUAUGAUGGUAGUUUUCCAUCAAAACAUUAUGGAGGAUAUGUAACAGUAGACGAAGCUCAUGGAAGGUAUCUGUACUACUACUUUGUUACAUCACAAGGAAAUCCUGCCAAAGAUCCUGUUGUUCUGUGGCUAAAUGGUGGUCCAGGUUGCUCAAGUUUUGAUGGAUUCGUUUAUGAGCAUGGUCCUUUUAAUUUUGAAGCGGCCACAAAUGGUUCUGGAAAUUUGCCCAAGCUACACUUAAACCCAUAUGCCUGGUCAAAGGUCUCGAGUAUCAUCUAUUUGGAUUCGCCAUCUGGAGUUGGCUUUUCAUACUCCAGAACAGCAAAUGACUAUAAUACGGGGGACUUCAAGACGGCUAAAGAUACACAUACUUUCCUUUUAGAGUGGUUCGAGGAAUACCCAGAGUUCCAAUCAAAUCCAUUCUUUAUUGCUGGAGAAUCAUUUGCAGGAAUCUAUGUUCCGACUCUGGCAUCAGAAGUAUCCAAAGGAAUUGUAGCUGGUUUAACACCUGCUCUGAAUUUUAAGGGCUAUAUGGUAGGAAAUGGGGUCACAGAUCAUAAGUUUGAUGGCAAUGCACUUGUGCCAUUUGUUCAUGGAAUGGGUCUUAUAUCAGAUGACAUCUUUCAGGAAGCAAAGGAGCUGUGCAAGGAUAACUAUUGGAAUUAUAGUGAUGUAAAUUGUAAUGCAAAACUGGAGACGAUUGAUGAGUUGGUUUCUAAAAUUAAUGUAUAUGACAUUCUUGAGCCAUGCUACCAUGACACGGCUAUACAAGAAGUUAUUGUUCGGAAGGAAAACUUACCUGAAAGUUACAAGCAAUUGGGUGAGACUGGAAAGCCCCAUCCAGUAAGGAGGAGGAUCUUUGGUCGUGCAUGGCCUCUUAGAGCACCAGUUUUAGAGGGAAUUGUUCCAACAUGGCCACAGCUGUCUGAAAGGGUCCCCUGCUUUGAUGAUCGGGUUGCUACACUUUGGUUAAAUGAUGAAUCAGUGAGGGCGGCUAUUCGUGCUGAGAAGAAGAAUAUAUCUGGAGACUGGCAAUUAUGUUCAGACCGUAUUAAUUACUAUCAUGAUGCUGGAAGUAUGAUCAAUUACCAUGAAAAUCUGACAAGCCAAGGUUACCGUGCACUGAUUUACAGUGGCGAUCAUGAUAUGUGUGUGCCUUAUACUGGAUCUGAGGCCUGGACAAGAUCCUUGGGCUAUGCCAUAACUGAUAGCUGGCGUCCAUGGCUUGUGGAUGGACAAGUUGCUGGAUAUACUCAAGGAUAUGCCAACAACUUGACCUUUGCAACUGUAAAGGGAUCUGGACACACAGUUCCAGAAUACAAGCCCGCAGAAGCAUUGGCACUUUAUUCUAAAUUCCUUGCUGGAGAUGCAUUAUGAAAGUAACAUUAUUUUCCAAAAAUUAAUAAAAUUUAUGCUUCCACUUUUACUUACGAACUACAUUGACCCAUGUUGAUCAUCUGUAGACAGUAAUAUAACAUCUUUACUAUUUAUUUGGAUGCUAAAAGCAUGCUACGUCAUUGCAGAUUUUUAGCCUUAAUCUUAAUAAAUUCUUUCCAUCACAGAACUAGUGCCAUUGUUAGAUCUUUGGCACAUUAUAGAAACUGUCCCAGAAUUUAUCUGGUCUUUUUCUUUUCAAUUGUAAACAAAAAUUAAAUUUAAAAUUAAAAAAUUUAUAUUCCAUGUUC